AUGCUGCCGUUGCUCCUUCGCCAUCCCCUUCAAAGCCCCGGUACACCUGCGAAUGCUCCGCCCUCGGUCAAGGCAACCUCAUCGGCUCGUAAACAAGUCCGCGCAGAGCAAAAGAGAGCAUUUCCAAGGAUACAAUAUGCCGCUCGUUUCAGUCACUUCGAUCCACGGUCUGAAUACUCAAACUUCAGAGGCUUCUUCGUCCUCUUCUGGAUUGCACUGACCAUCAUGGUCCUGACAACCAUGUUGCGCAAUCUGAAAGAGACGGGCUACCCUCUGAGUAUGCGCCAGUGGGGGCUGUUCACGAAAAACAUCUACGAGAUGGCCAUCGUUGAUCUGAUCAUGGUCGCUACCACCGGCACAAGUCUGCCUUUGAACAAGCUGUUCAAGAACAGCAAGGGUCUGCUUCAGUGGAAACAUCAGGGCAUGAACAUCCAGAUCGUCUUCCAAGCCUGUUGGCUAUUGCUGUGGGUUACCUGGCCGUUCGUUCGCGACUGGACGUGGACCGCUCAGGUUUUCUUUACUCUGCAUCUUCUCGUCAUGUUUAUGAAGAUGCACUCAUAUGCCUUCUAUAAUGGCCAUCUCGCCAACACCCUACAGCGACUGUCUGCGCUCGACAACCCUGCUCCGGAUGCCUCCACUGCUGCUGCAGUCAAGUACCCCUCGUCCCAGACUCCGAUCGCCGACAUCAACGACGAAUUGAAACAAGAAGAGACAGCACAGGCAGAUUCUUUGACACAGUUGCGCGAAGACUUGGCCAUGGAAUUGGUUUCUCCGUUCGGUCGCCUCACCUACCCUCAAAACCUUACAGUCGCCAACUACUUCGAUUUCCUGCUCUGCCCGACACUGUGCUACGAACUUGAAUAUCCCCGUACGAGCUCGCGUUCCUAUCUAGAAAUCUUCUGGAAAUCUCUCGCAGUUGGUGGCAUCAUCUUUCUGCUUACCAUCACUUCCGAAGAGUUCAUCAUCCCUGUGCUCGCUGAAUCUGCCGAGAGGUUGGAACAUCAGCAAAACUGGCAUGAGGGCAGCCUGGUCUUUGCAGAGACAGUCAGCAGACUGCUGUUUCCUUUCAUGGUUGCUUUCUUGCUGGUCUUUCUCGUCAUCUUUGAAUAUCUCCUUGGUGCUUUUGCAGAGAUUACAUGCUUCGCCGACAGACAGUUCUAUUCGGACUGGUGGAACAGUCUUGACUGGCUCGAGUUCUCCCGUGAAUGGAACAUCCCGGUCCAUCACUUCUUCCGUCGCCAUGUAUAUUCGGCAUCUCGAAACACAAUGUCUCGCCCUGUGGCUACAUUCAUCACCUUCCUGGUGUCUAGUAUAGCACACGAGUUGGUCAUGGGCUGCAUCACCCGCAAGUUCCGUGGAUACGGCUUCGUUGCCAUGAUGUUGCAGAUGCCGAUAGUCUUGGUCCAGCGCAGCCGAUGGAUUCGUAAUAGGACCAUUCUCAACAACGUCCUGUUCUGGUGCAGCAUGAUCUUGGGUUUGAGCAUGAUUUGCGCACUGUACGUCCUGAUUUAG
Messenger RNA from Aureobasidium namibiae CBS 147.97, 1512 nucleotides. RefSeq names its product putative sterol o-acyltransferase. The transcript is spliced from 5 exons. Gene Ontology annotation, cellular component: endoplasmic reticulum membrane. Gene Ontology annotation, biological process: ergosterol metabolic process. Bases 1 to 1512 code for a protein of 503 amino acids. The record is from RefSeq and is a predicted model, not a curated record. Gene Ontology annotation, molecular function: ergosterol O-acyltransferase activity. Lineage: Eukaryota; Fungi; Ascomycota; Dothideomycetes; Dothideales; Saccotheciaceae.